Messenger RNA from Epinephelus lanceolatus (giant grouper), 583 nucleotides. RefSeq names its product cytochrome c oxidase subunit NDUFA4 (gene coxfa4l2). NCBI's taxonomy places the organism in Eukaryota, Metazoa, Chordata, Actinopteri, Perciformes, Serranidae. The record is from RefSeq and is a predicted model, not a curated record. Gene Ontology annotation, cellular component: respiratory chain complex IV.
ACUCCAUACUUCAGCUAACAAACAGCUCUUUCUAUAAAUCUGCACAGAGACUUUAAUUCACAUGGAUACAUCUGUCAGACGCUAGCUGUCGCUUUUUCAUUUUAUAUGGUUUAGUUUGUAUUUGGUGGAUUUACUUGCUUCUUCUCUUGGAAGAAUAGCAAAGAUGAUUAAGACUAUGUUUGAACACGCGAAGAAACAUCCUGGGUUAAUCCCUCAAUUUGUCUUCCUGACUCUGGGCAUCACAGGGGCCACCUUCUAUCUGAUCCGUCUGGCAAGAGGACCUCAUGUCACCCUGUGGAAUAAAAAGAACAACCCAGAGCCCUGGAACAAGCUUGACCCAACCUACCAGUACAAGUUUGUGGCCAUCAACACAGACUACAAGAACCUGAAGAAAGAGGGCCCUGACUUCUAAAGGUCCUCCAGGCAACUCCAGGGGCACCGAGUUUGGCAGGACCUCCCGCUGUCACCUCAGUGAUGUGAAACGUCUUCCUGAACGUUUCCUCAGAUUCACCUCACGACAACAGCUCCGAAUUAACACUGUAACCCUGAGAACAAAUACUAUUAAAGAUUACAUGAGGAAGAA